Acomys russatus (golden spiny mouse) is the source of this 3414-nucleotide messenger RNA. Its product is annotated as phosphatidate phosphatase LPIN2. The record is from RefSeq and is a predicted model, not a curated record. Gene Ontology annotation, cellular component: endoplasmic reticulum membrane; nucleus; cytosol. Gene Ontology annotation, molecular function: phosphatidate phosphatase activity; transcription coactivator activity. Bases 123 to 2924 code for a protein of 933 amino acids. The transcript is spliced from 20 exons. Lineage: Eukaryota; Metazoa; Chordata; Mammalia; Rodentia; Muridae. Gene Ontology annotation, biological process: fatty acid catabolic process; cellular response to insulin stimulus; positive regulation of transcription by RNA polymerase II.
UUCAGUUUUCACUAUGUCCCUGUCUGUGGCAGUCAGCUCUUGGUUGUCCACAGAAUAACUUUUUGUUCGUUGGUGCCUUCACCUCUGUAGAGUCAUGCUUAAAAAGCUGCUUCAGUUUUAAGAUGUUUUACCUAGAAGAUAACAGUGAGGAUGAGGAGAAGGUUGAGGGAAGCUCACUAAGCAACCCUGCAGGUGUUUACCGUGGCAAGGCCCCUCCUGGCAUUCUGUCUCAAACCAUGAAUUAUGUGGGGCAGCUGGCCGGGCAGGUGCUCGUCACCGUAAAGGAGCUCUACAAGGGCAUUAACCAGGCCACUUUGUCCGGGUGCAUCGACGUUGUUGUGGUGCGGCAGCAGGAUGGCACCUAUCAGUGCUCACCUUUCCACGUGCGCUUUGGGAAGCUCGGAGUCCUGAGAUCCAAGGAGAAAGUGAUUGAUAUAGAAAUCAACGGCAGCGCAGUGGAUCUUCAUAUGAAGCUGGGCGAUAAUGGAGAAGCCUUCUUUGUGGAGGAGACUGAAGAGGAUUAUGAAAAGCUACCUGCCUAUCUUGCCACCUCACCAAUUCCUACUGAGGACCAGUUCUUCAGAGACCUCGACACCCCUGUGGUGAAGUCAAGUGCAGAUGAAAGGCUGUCUCAGAGUUCAGACAUUUCUCACACUUUGGAAACAGAGACCGUUUUCACUCCAAGCUCUGUGAAAAAGAAGAAACGAAGGAGAAAGAAGUGCAAACAGGACAGUAGGAAGGAGGAGCACGUAGCUUCUCCUGCGGCAGAAGAUAUAUUCGGUGUGGGUGUGAGCUCUGACGAUGAGAAGGGAGCCCAGACAGCAAGAGGAUCUUCAAAUGCUUCCUUAAAGGAAGAUGACUAUAAACAGCCUCCGCUCUUCCGCUCUGGGGAUCACUACCCCUUGUCUGAUGGAGAUUGGUCCCCAUUAGAAUCUGCUUACCCCCAGGCCACGGGCCCUAAGAGUGAUUCAGAGCUGGAGGUGAAGCCGGCUGAGAGCCUGCUCAGAUCUGAGUCUCACAUGGAAUGGACAUGGGGCGGCUUCCCAGAGUCUACCAAGGUCAGCAAAAGAGAAAGAUAUGACUAUCAUCCAAGGACAGCUACAAUUACACCAUCAGAAAACACUCACUUCAGGGUAAUUCCCAGUGAAGACAGCCUGCUGAGAGAAGUGGAGAAGGGUGCUACUGUGGAAGAGACUGUCUGCACUAUAGUGAAACCCAAGCCUAGAGCCCUGUGCACGCAGCCGAGUGGCACAGCCUCUGCUGGACCUUGCGACCUGCCUCUGCAGGGCCCUCAGAGUUCACCCAUGUUAGAUGCAGACCCUGCUCCCUGCCCAUCCUCAGCAGAGGCUCCCGCAGAACCCAGACCAGCUGCUAAAGUGGACUCGCCAACAAAGAAGAAAGGUGUUCACAAAAGAAGUCAGCACCAGGGACCUGAUGACAUUUACCUCGAUGACUUAAAGGCUCUUGAGCCUGAAGUGGCCGCUCUCUAUUUCCCAAAAAGUGACACAGAUCCGGGUUCCAGGCAGUGGCCUGAGGCCGACACGUUCUCGGGCUCUCAGUCCCCACAGUCUGUGGGAAGCGCAGCUGCGGACAGUGGCACAGAAUGCCUCUCAGACUCGGCCAUGGACUUGCCUGAUGUCACGCUCUCCCUCUGUGGAGGCCUCAGUGAGAACGGAGAGAUUUCUAAAGAGAAAUUCCUGGAGCACAUCAUCACAUACCACGAGUUUGCAGAGAACCCUGGCCUUAUCGACAACCCAAACCUCGUGAUUCGGAUCUAUAACCGUUACUACAACUGGGCUUUGGCUGCUCCCAUGAUCCUUAGCUUGCAAGUAUUCCAGAAGAGUCUACCUAAGGCCACAGUUGAGUCCUGGGUUAAAGACAAGAUGCCAAAGAAAUCUGGCCGAUGGUGGUUUUGGCGUAAGAGAGAAAGCAUGACAAAACAGUUGCCAGAGACGAAGGAGGGAAAAUCUGAGGUACCCUCAACAAAUGACCUGCCUUCCAGUGUUGAGGAGCCAGCCAGUGCCAGACCUCCAGAAGAUGACACUUCCAGUGAUGAGGGGUCACAGGAGCUGGAGGAAACAGUCAGGGUUGACACCGUCUCCAUGGAGACCCUGAGCCACUGUAGCACAGCUUCAUAUAAGAAGUCUCUCCGACUCUCCUCGGACCAGAUCGCGAAACUGAAGCUCCAUGAUGGCCCCAAUGACGUCGUGUUCAGCAUUACAACCCAGUACCAGGGGACCUGCCGCUGCGCGGGAACCAUCUACCUGUGGGACUGGAACGACAAGGUCAUCAUCUCUGACAUCGAUGGAACGAUAACCAAGUCCGAUGCUUUGGGACAGAUUCUCCCACAGCUGGGCAAAGACUGGACUCACCAGGGCAUAGCGAAGCUCUACCACUCCAUCAAUGAAAACGGUUACAAGUUUCUGUACUGCUCAGCUCGGGCCAUUGGCAUGGCCGACAUGACCCGAGGUUAUCUUCACUGGGUCAAUGACAAGGGCACGAUCUUGCCCCGAGGCCCUCUGAUGCUGUCUCCCAGCAGCCUGUUCUCUGCCUUCCACAGGGAAGUGAUAGAAAAGAAACCAGAGAAGUUCAAAAUUGAGUGUCUGAAUGAUAUUAAGAACUUGUUUGCCCCGUCCAAGCAGCCCUUCUAUGCUGCCUUCGGAAACCGUCCCAACGAUGUCUAUGCUUACACACAAGUCGGAGUUCCAGACUGUAGGAUAUUCACUGUGAAUCCAAAGGGUGAAUUAAUACAGGAAAGGACCAAAGGAAACAAGUCAUCGUACCACAGGCUGAGUGAGCUGGUGGAGCACGUGUUUCCGCUCCUCAGCAAGGAGCAGAGCUCGGCCUUCCCCUGCCCGGAGUUCAGCUCCUUCUGCUACUGGAGAGAGCCCAUCCCUGCCGUGGACCUGGACGACCUGGCGUGAACAGGGCCUUCGUGGCAGGUGGGGGCACUGUCACUCGCCUCCCCGCAGAGAGAGUCACAGGACCUCUUACAGACGAAGACCCAGGGUCUGGCAGUCAGGAACCUGCUCUCCACCACAGGCACAGGAUCCCCUAAGUUGCCACUGCCGCCCUCCUUCAGCUCCCAGGCCAACACUGAGCACCUGGACAGAGAAUUAAGGGGGCUCAGCCCAAGUUAGGCGCCUGUGCUCACAACGUGUGGGUCCGCACGUGCUUCCGGUGGAGCUGUGAGCUGGGCGCUGCUCGACUGCAUAAUUUAAAAAGGAAGAAAUCAGAAACUGAAAACGACUGGACCAGCAUAUUAUUGCACAAAGUAAAGAGGCAGACUUUCCACUGGUCAGUUGAGAUCGUUUCUCUCUAUAACCAGGGCUUUCUCCAGAGGUCCGGUUAGCGUUGCCGGCUGUGUGUACUGUCCUCCUCGGGACACCUCCGCUCUGGGACACUGAGUAGGAC